Messenger RNA from Penicillium crustosum, 816 nucleotides. Its product is annotated as SDR family NAD(P)-dependent oxidoreductase. NCBI's taxonomy places the organism in Eukaryota, Fungi, Ascomycota, Eurotiomycetes, Eurotiales, Aspergillaceae. Bases 1 to 816 code for a protein of 271 amino acids. The record is from RefSeq and is a predicted model, not a curated record. The transcript has 3 exons.
AUGGCCCAAUUAGCUCUCAAUAUGUUUCCUGGUGUUGCAGUAGUCACUGGUGCAGGUGGAACUGGAAUCGGCGCCGCAACUACAAAAGCCUUCGCUGCAGCUGGCUGUGCGCGAAUCGCUAUCACAGACCUUAAUGAAGAAUCCCUGCAACAAACGGCAAAGGUCAUCACCUCAACAUACCCAGAAGUACGGCUGCUAGUAAUGGCCGGGGACGUGGCAGAUAACCAAUUCGCGGAUGCAUUUAUCAAUGCGGUUGUACAAGAAUUUGGACGAGUGGAUUAUGCCGUAAACUGUGCAGGAGUCCUUGGCAAGCCUAUGCGCUCGGCAGAGAUGUCGCUUGAGGAAUUCGACCGCGUCAAUAACAUCAAUUACCGAGGCUGCUGGCUCUCAUCUCGGGCAGAGCUUAGGCAGAUGGUCACACAAAGUGGACUCCCUAGCCAUGAUUCGAAUCGCCCACCUCAACGCGGUGCUGUGGUAAAUGUUUCCAGUCAACUUGGCAUUGUCAGUCGCCCGGGUGCUCCUGCAUACUGUGCCUCGAAGGCUGCUGUCAUUGGAAUGACACGUGCGGAUGCCAUCGAUUAUUCCAGAGAUGGGAUUCGAGUCAACUGUGUUUGCCCUGGCGUUAUUGAAACGCCACUAGUAAUGGAAAAGCCUGAGGUCCGUGAGGCCAUCAUGCCAGCAGUGGAGACUGCACCAAUGAAGAGAAUGGGUCAGCCGGCAGAAGUCGCUGAUGCUAUUCUUUUCUUGUGUUCAACACAGGCAUCGUUUGUUCAGGGCCAUGCCAUGGUGGUUGAUGGUGGAUAUAUAACUGUCUAG